UUCAAAAGCAAAAGUUUAAAAAAGCUAAACAUCACAAAAAUUGAGAAGUAUAUAUUCAUUGUAAGUGAUCACCUUCAAACAAAAAUAAAAGAGGUAAAAGCUAUAUAAUUGUUAAGCUCAAGAUAAACUAAUUGAAUACUAUAAGCAACAAAAACAAGUUUUGGAGAUCCAUAGAAGGGAAACAACAUGAGCAGAAACACCAACAAUUUCCCUCAAGCUCCUCUUCAUUGGGGUUUUGGACAGGAUUAUGAAGCCAACUACAAUCCUAGCUCUAACGACUCAAAUUAUAUGCAACCCUGGUAUUCGACAUCACAAUCCUUUCUAGUCACACCGGAUGGCAGAGGAGGCGGUCAUGGUACAUUGCAGACAAACGAGGAUAGGAGGUUUCAAACUCCUUUGGGGGUAACCAGUAUCCCAACACCUUCACACACCCCAUUUCUCAUUGUCUUUGAUAAUGGAGUGGUAACGGAGGCACCUUACAGGCGUAGACAGAACGUACCUGAUCCGCCUCCAAGAACAAUAGACCACAGGGACACACCGAUCCAUAGACGCUUAGACAGCUCGAGAUCGAACCAAAUUCAGCAACAGAAAGUCCUUGAAAAGCUCAAGCGAACAAUCUACAAUCCUUUACAAAGGAGAUUCACAAAGAGGAUCAACUUGUACUACAGAGACAUACCUGUCAAUGAGAAGGAAAUCAACGGCCAGGAAGAGGGUAAGAGGUGUGCCAUUUGCUUGGAAGACUUCGAGCCAAAACAAGAAGUGAUGCUUACUCCAUGCAACCACAUUUUUCACGAAGAGUGCAUUGUUCCUUGGGUGACAAGCAAUCCUCAGUGUCCGGUAUGUAGGUUUGGUCUCGGCGACAAGAUGAGGGAACGACAGAGUGCCACUACAAAUAUAGGAUUCAAUCAUGCGACAACCACUGAGGAGCUUAUUUCGAUAAUAAGGGCCAUGGAAGGAACGGCUUUCUAUAUAUAAGGAAGGUUGUGGAGAUUGCUUUCUUCUUCCUGCAAUGGCAGAGCGUCGGUGGUUUGUUUGGUUAACGAGAAAGAUUGUAAAAAAAUAAUAAGCUAGACAUGAGAAAGCUAGCCUAUAAAUUACCAAAUUGUGUUGAACGAAGUACCUAUAUUUAUCAAACACUAUAUAUAUAUAUAUAUACAUAUAUAUACACUUACAGAUUGGAAUAAUGGAUCUAAAUGAAGGCUUUCUUUGUUCU
Molecule: messenger RNA, 1213 nt
Organism: Ziziphus jujuba (common jujube)
Lineage: Eukaryota; Viridiplantae; Streptophyta; Magnoliopsida; Rosales; Rhamnaceae
Product: RING-H2 finger protein ATL46
Exons: 3
Coding region: 187-975 (262 amino acids)
Biological process (GO): ubiquitin-dependent protein catabolic process
Molecular function (GO): ubiquitin protein ligase activity
Source: RefSeq, a predicted model, not a curated record